GUAUAGUUAUGGAUAAAAUGAAUGUAAUAAUUAGGUCCGUAUCCAGAAUGUGCAGAGGCUUCGUCGAUGGGCUUUUAAUUUAAAAACAACAAAGUGGAAGUAGAUUUUGUUAGCUAACGUUAGCUUUAUGCUAAUUGUAAGACUGGAGCGGGAGAACGGCAGGUAAAGGUGUGUGCGUGCAUGUUUAUGAAUGUGGGGGAGAAAGGAAGGGGUGACGGCUUGAAAACGACAAGGGGAGGACUCAAAGGAGGAAAAAGGAGCCGUCUGAAAGCCAGAGGAGCUGUACGGAAAGAAGAAAUAACAGAGGAGAGAAGGAUGUCGGAGAGGAUAGCUUCGUGUGGGAGCUUGUAUGACAGCACCAACCUGCUGCUACAGUACUGCAACAACGAUGACACUGUGUCGGCCAGCAGUAACAUGGACAUGGAGGACCGGGUUUCCCACCUGGAGCAGAGGCUGCAGCUGCAGGAGGAUGAGAUCCAGCUGCUGAAGGCGGCUCUGGCUGAUGCUCUGCGCCGACUGGGCUGUUGUGAGGAGCAGAGUCAUGGACACCAGCCAGGAGGUGCCCAUGCUGGGAGGAGACCUCUGGCCACUGCGGGUUCAACACCACCUACGAAGGUUCGUCAGCUCCUGCAGGCUCUUCCCUCCAGACCUCUGAGUAAUGGUUACGUUCAACAAAAACGUCUCCUUUCCUCUCCAUCAUCUCCAAAGAAGGAGGUGCUUCAGUCCAUAAAGAGAAAGAGUAUGUCCACAGAGCGCCUCACUCUGGUGAGAAGAGAGAUGGCAGCAGAGAGUCGGAGUCGGACCACCUCAUCCAGCAGCUCCUCUGGUGGGAAAAGCAAAUCCAAAGAAUGCACCCUCAAUGCAGAGGACGGCCACGUGAGGAUGUUCCUCCGAGGUCGUCCUGUCACCAUGCACAUCCCUGACCAGCGGAGGGAGAGCUACAGCCUGGACCAGAAGGUGGCGCUGCCAGACCACAAGCUGAAGCUGCAGUGGGUGUACGGCUACCGCGGUCGGGACUGCCGCUCCAACCUCUACCUGCUGCCCACGGGAGAGAUUGUGUACUUCAACGCCUCAGUGGUGGUGCUGUACAACACAGAGGAGCAGCAGCAGAGACACUACCUCGGCCACAACGAUGAUGUGAAAUGCCUGAGUGUGCAUCCUGACAUGGUUACCAUAGCAACAGGCCAAGUGGCUGGAAACUCUAAAGAUGGAAAGCUGCUGGCUCCUCACAUUCGUGUCUGGGACUCUGUGAGCCUCAACACGCUCCAUGUGAUCGGGACAGGGGUGUUUGACAGAGCCGUCACAUGUGUGUCCUUUUCCAAGUCGAAUGGUGGUGCCUUCCUCUGUGCUGUGGAUGAUGCCAACGACCACAUCUUAUCUGUUUGGAACUGGCAGAAGGAGAAACAGCUAGCUGAUGUUAAGUGCUCCAAUGACUCUGUGCUGGCCGCCGUGUUUCAUCCCAUGGACACAAACCUGAUUGUCACCUGUGGAAAAUCUCACAUUAACUUCUGGAUGUUGGAGGGCAACACUCUCACCAAGAGACAGGGCCUGUUUGAGAAACACGAGAAACCAAAGUACGUGCUGUGUGUGGCAUUUGCGGAGAACGGAGAUGCCAUCACAGGGGACUCCAGUGGAAACAUCUACAUCUGGGCCAAAGGUGGAAAUCGCAUCAGCCAGGUGGUGUCGGGGGCCCACGAAGGAGGAAUUUUCUCUGUUUGCGUCCUGAAGGAUGGCACCAUGGUGUCUGGAGGAGGGAAAGACCGGAAGGUGGUCCUGUGGGACCACAACUACCGAAAACAGGCUGAGAUGGAGGUGAGUGACUUGCUGGGUCCCGUCCGAGCUCUGGCCGAAGGUAAACCAGGAGAACUCUUUGUCGGGACCACCAAGAACGCCAUCGUUAGAGCCGCCUUUCCUGACACCUUAACCCCCAUCGUACAGGGUCACACAGAUGAGCUGUGGGGUCUGGACGUCCAUCCCUCCAUGGAGCAGUUUGUUACCUGUUCACAGGACAGACAGGUUCACCUCUGGGACAGCAACACCCACCAGCCCCUCUGGACGAAGACCAUCGAGGAUCCAGGAAGGUCUGCUGGUUUCCAUCCCAGUGGGACUGUUGUGGCGGUGGGCACCAUGACUGGAAGGUGGUUGGUGCUGGACACCGACACCCGGGAUCUUGUUUCUGUGCACACAGAUGGCAACGAGAUCAUUUCCAACGUCAAGUACUCUCCAGAUGGUAACUUCCUGGCUGUUGCUUCCCAUGACAACUUUGUUUACAUCUACGCUGUGACCGAGAACGGCCGAAAGUACAGCCGCGUGGGGAAAUGCACUGGACACUCCAGCUUUGUUACCCAUCUGGACUGGUCCACAGACAGUCGGUAUCUUGUCACUAACUCAGGAGACUACGAGAUCCUCUUCUGGGAAGCGUCCACCGGUAAACAUGUGACCAACAUGGACACAUUGCGCAACCUGGAAUGGGCCACUUCCACCUGCACUCUGAGCUUCAACACCUUCGGAAUUUGGCCAGAUGGAGCCGACGGCACAGACAUCAAUGCCGUGUGCAGGUCACAUGACGGGUCCCUGCUGGCCUCUGCUGAUGACUUUGGCAAAGUGCACUUGUUCUCCUUCCCCUGCUCUCAACCAAGGGCUCCGAGUCAUGAGUACAGUGGCCACAGCAGUCAUGUGACCAACGCUGCCUUCCUACAUGAUGACAGUCACCUGAUUUCUACCGGUGGGAAAGACACCAGCAUCCUCCAGUGGGUAGUUGCCUAGGCAACGCCAUACAUCCACACUGCUCUGGUCCCCAGAGGCAGGGACCAGCGUCACAUCUGGCUUCAUCACUUCUUCACCAUAUUGCUCCCCUGCCACCAGGUGGCAGCACCCCUCUGUGCCUACCGGAAAUGUAAACCACAACAGCCUGCGAAUGCUGGCCAACCUGCAGACGUCACACUGGAUUAGACAACUAUCACUGUAAUGAAUAAAAGAGCUGUUUGUGAUGGAUAGGACGUGAAUUGUUCUCAGCUGCAGACGGUGAUAGAGCUGUGAUUUUAGCAUUAGUACUAACUGUGCCUAAACUGUAUUUAUUUGAACCCCUUUAAAGGGAAUCCCAUCUAUUUUAACAGAUGUGCUGGCAACUUUUAGUCACAAACAUGUGCUUGUCACACUAAUUCUGCAGCUGGUUUCCAUUCAGCCCACAAAUUAUGAAAAUAAAAUCCUAUAUUCAUUUCUGUGUCACAAGGAAUGAACAGAAACCAGCUCAUUCUUGAAAAAUUAAAAGAAAAAUUACCCUAAAUAUUCACAUAAAAUAAGCUUGUUUUGCAGUAAAGCUGCCGUGAUGGUUAAAAUGUGGUCCUUAUCUCACAGUGAUUCCUGUGGACAUGCCCUCGUCUCUCCUUCAGCUAGAAAUCAGUCAAACCUUCUAACUUGAAAUAACCAUGUGCAGGGAUCUAGUUCAGUCGAAUGUAACCUCAUCAAAGAGUAAAAUUCCAAAGAUGGAGAGCACGGUGCGUGUUUGGAGGAAUCCACUGCAUGUCCAAAAAUAGAUGGAAUUCCCCUUUAGUAGACUGAGUAUAACCCAGUUCCCCUGUUUUCCUCCACGUUUCAGUCCUUCAGCCUCGUUUCCGAACCCCGAAGGUGCAGAUUGUUUGUAAGUAAGGCUUUGGGAGAUGGUGAACGGUACAAAGUCUUUCAUUUCACUUUUGUCCUCCAAGCUGCUGUGUUUGAUUGUACUACUACUGUAACUGUGCGGAGGAGGCACUAGAUGGCGCUACAGUGCAAAAGAAUGAGCAUGACAGAGUUUGACCUGCUGUAGAUGCUGUCAAUAUCGCAAAGAUCUUCACAGUAAAUAUAUAUUAUGCAGUAUAUCCGAGUGGCUGUGUUAUUUUAAUAUUUAACGGUAACAAUUAUAGAUGUUGUUAUUAUUACUAUAAUUAUCAUAAUUAUUAUUGUGGCACCUCCAGCAGCUGAUGGAGAGGUGAUGUAGGCUGCUGAGCUUUGGACGUGAGCUUGAGCUGUGCUUUGCCUUCUUAUGUUUUGUUUAUAAAGUUUUUUACCCAA
Melanotaenia boesemani (Boeseman's rainbowfish) is the source of this 4050-nucleotide messenger RNA. It is a transcript of the gene eml2, whose product is annotated as EMAP like 2. Gene Ontology annotation, molecular function: microtubule binding. The record is from RefSeq and is a predicted model, not a curated record. Lineage: Eukaryota; Metazoa; Chordata; Actinopteri; Atheriniformes; Melanotaeniidae. Gene Ontology annotation, cellular component: mitotic spindle. The transcript has 22 exons. Gene Ontology annotation, biological process: microtubule cytoskeleton organization. The coding region runs from base 181 to 2766 and encodes 861 amino acids.